AAGAAAGGGGUAAAAGUGAAACUGAAAGAAAAAGACAGUAAUAAUAUAUAAACUUUAUGAGAUAAAUCUGAGUACCCAGAAAGGGUUUAUCGUUUCACAAUAAGAAGGAACCCAAAAUCUCUCAUCUCAUUGCAACUACAAAUCCUCACUUGUUGUUUUGAAAAGAUUUGUGAUAUUCAGCAAGUGAAGCACUUUUGUUUGAGUAUAAAAAGUUAACAGGCAUGGCAAGCUUGUUGACCGCAUCAACCUUCACUUGUUCUCCCGUCAACAAUGGUUCGAGGAGUUUCAGUAAGUCGAGCAACUCUUCAAUACGAGGGUGUUGUAUAAAAGCAAUGAGGAUAGAGAAAUCCUUGGAAGAACUAUACAAUGUGAAGGUGGAAAGAAAAGUUUCACCUGAAAGACUAGCUCAGCUUGAAGUUUCAAGAUGGUCGACAUGGAAGACUGGAAAAUGUAGGUUGCCGUGGGAUUGGCAGGUAGACCAACUGGUGUACGUAGAAGAAGGUGAAGUUAGAGUUGUGCCUGAAGGGAGCAAGCGUUUCAUGCAAUUUGUUGCGGGAGAUUUAAUUCGGUAUCCGAAGUGGUUUGAGGCUGAUCUUUGGUUCAAUGGUCCAUAUCAAGAACGUUAUAGUUUUCGAGCAUAUGGUGAUGACUAUUGACGAUCCUGCAUGAUGAUUGUGUAAAAGUAAUGUGUGUAUCUUUUUUGGUUGUUAUGUGUUAUCAAAUAGAUAUGUACUGUAGUUUUCUUGUACUGAAUGUACUACCAAUAUAUAUAUUUGGCGAAUACAUGUGAUAAUUUUGCAUCCUUUAUAAAGAAAUGUUCAUCUUGAAUG
This is a messenger RNA of Cicer arietinum (chickpea), 830 nucleotides long. RefSeq lists its product as uncharacterized. The record is from RefSeq and is a predicted model, not a curated record. NCBI's taxonomy places the organism in Eukaryota, Viridiplantae, Streptophyta, Magnoliopsida, Fabales, Fabaceae.